This is a messenger RNA of Arabidopsis thaliana (thale cress), 2959 nucleotides long. Its product is annotated as Protein kinase superfamily protein. The transcript has 21 exons. Lineage: Eukaryota; Viridiplantae; Streptophyta; Magnoliopsida; Brassicales; Brassicaceae. Bases 325 to 2454 code for a protein of 709 amino acids. Gene Ontology annotation, molecular function: nucleotide binding; protein serine/threonine kinase activator activity; ATP binding. The record is from RefSeq and is marked reviewed.
GCACAAAACAGUUCUUUUGUCUUUCGAUCGCUCUCAAAUCGCGUUUUGUCGUGGAGGUCAACUGAUCAGAAAAAUAUAGCAAGCAGAAAGUGAAAAACAGCUGAAUUAUUAUUUUUCUAUACAAAAAAUUAAAAAAUUAGUAUCCAAUUUCAAUGGGGUUUCGACUUGUUCUCGAGUAAACUACUAGUCUCUAUCUCUCUCAGCUCCAGAUUUUGUUUCUUCUUCUUCUGUGUUAAAUUCAUUUGAUUUGUUGUAUCUGAAGGCGAAAUUACUGGUUUCUGAUUUUUGGUGGUAUUCAGGGCGGUUUUAAAGCGACGGAAGAAGAUGGUGGGAGGAGGAGGAGGUAGUAGUGGUCGUGGUGGUGGUAGUGGUAGUGGUAGUAGUAAGCAGCAGAGAGGUUUCUCUAUGAAUCCUAAAGACUAUAAGCUAAUGGAAGAAAUAGGCCAUGGAGCUAGCGCUGUUGUCUAUCGAGCGAUCUAUCUCCCUACUAAUGAAGUCGUCGCCAUCAAGUGUUUGGAUCUCGAUCGCUGCAAUAGCAAUCUGGAUGAUAUUAGGAGGGAAUCUCAGACUAUGAGUUUGAUAGACCAUCCCAACGUUAUAAAGUCGUUUUGUUCAUUCUCUGUCGACCAUAGUCUUUGGGUUGUUAUGCCAUUCAUGGCUCAAGGUUCGUGUUUGCAUCUUAUGAAGACUGCGUAUUCAGACGGAUUUGAAGAGUCUGCUAUAUGUUGUGUAUUAAAAGAAACUCUUAAAGCUCUUGAUUAUCUUCAUAGACAAGGCCAUAUCCAUCGGGAUGUUAAGGCUGGAAACAUACUUCUUGAUGACAAUGGUGAGAUUAAGCUUGGCGAUUUUGGUGUCUCUGCUUGCUUGUUUGAUAACGGUGAUAGGCAACGUGCUAGAAACACAUUUGUUGGUACUCCUUGCUGGAUGGCACCGGAAGUUUUGCAGCCGGGAAAUGGAUACAAUUCCAAGGCUGAUAUCUGGUCAUUUGGUAUAACAGCACUUGAAUUGGCCCAUGGUCAUGCACCUUUCUCAAAAUAUCCUCCCAUGAAGGUGCUCCUAAUGACUAUUCAAAACGCACCUCCUGGCCUUGAUUAUGACCGUGAUAAGAAAUUUUCUAAGUCCUUUAAAGAAAUGGUUGCAAUGUGUUUGGUGAAAGAUCAAACAAAAAGGCCAACUGCUGAAAAACUGCUGAAGCACUCCUGUUUCAAACACACGAAGCCUCCAGAGCAAACUGUGAAAAUUUUAUUUUCCGAUUUACCACCUCUUUGGACACGUGUAAAAUCUCUUCAGGAUAAGGAUGCUCAACAGCUUGCAUUAAAGAGAAUGGCCACUGCUGACGAGGAAGCUAUAUCACAGAGCGAAUACCAAAGAGGAGUGAGCGCUUGGAACUUUGACGUCAGAGACUUGAAAACACAAGCAUCUUUGUUAAUUGAUGAUGAUGAUCUAGAAGAGAGUAAGGAAGAUGAAGAAAUAUUAUGUGCACAGUUUAAUAAGGUGAAUGACAGAGAGCAAGUAUUUGAUAGUCUGCAACUAUAUGAAAACAUGAACGGAAAAGAAAAGGUUUCCAAUACUGAGGUGGAAGAACCAACCUGCAAAGAGAAAUUCACUUUCGUUACAACUACUUCUUCUUUAGAACGAAUGUCACCAAAUUCAGAGCAUGACAUUCCCGAGGCCAAGGUUAAGCCAUUAAGACGCCAAAGUCAGAGUGGACCACUUACAAGCAGGACUGUAUUAAGCCACUCGGCUUCAGAGAAAAGUCAUAUCUUUGAAAGAUCCGAGAGUGAACCGCAGACGGCACCAACAGUCCGAAGAGCACCCAGCUUUAGUGGUCCUUUGAAUCUUUCAACCCGUGCUUCUUCAAACAGUUUGUCUGCUCCCAUCAAAUACUCAGGAGGAUUCCGUGAUUCUCUGGAUGAUAAGUCAAAGGCUAAUCUGGUUCAGAAAGGACGAUUUUCAGUAACAUCAGGAAAUGUAGAUCUUGCGAAGGAUGUUCCAUUAAGUAUAGUCCCUCGUCGAUCUCCACAGGCGACCCCCCUGAGAAAAUCUGCAAGUGUGGGUAACUGGAUACUUGAGCCCAAAAUGCCAACAGCUCAGCCUCAGACGAUCAAGGAGCAUAGUAGCCAUCCUACGUCUUCCUCACCCAUCAUGCCUCAACUUCAACAUCUAUUCCAGCAAAACUCAAUACAACAGGAUCUUAUUAUGAAUUUACUAAAUAGCUUACAACCCGUGGAGGCAACAGAAGGUUCUCAAUCUGGGAAGUUACCACCUUUGCCUCGCUCAGACAGUAAUGGAAACGUUGAACCUGUGGCUUCAGAGAGGGAGAGGUUACUUCUUAGCAGUAUCUCCGACCUCCGUGCUAGGCUGGACGACUUAACGGAGGAACUCGAUAUAGAGAAAUCAAAAUACAGCCAACUGCAACAGAAAUUGAAAGCAUUCACGGGUCGCGAACACUAAGUGUAACCAGAGGGAAAGCGACACUGGAAACACUGAACUGCACAGAACCUGUAGGAGAAAGAGUGAAGUCUCUUUUGGUUAUAACAGUAAUAACCAGACAAGAGCUUAGAGACAGUGAGGCAUAGAGCAUAUCAAUUUCUUUAGUUGGGUUCAGUGUAGGUUCCAGACGAUGACAAUGACGACUAAAACAAGAUACGACCGAUGUCUGCUUCUGAUGUAAACUACUAGUUGAAGACAACAGAAACGAAUACAGAAAUAAAAGAAAAGGAGAAGAAAGUUCCUUUGGGGGGUCUCAACCCCACAUAUAUUUGCUUAUAUAUUUAUUAUCACACGUUUUGAUCAUUUUUUGUUUUAUUUUGUUUGGUGUAUCAUAAUUUACUAGUGAGAUAAAGGAGAAAGCUCUUCUUUUGGGUUCUUUGUGUAUUGUAAUUUGUAAAUGCAAAUUGAUUGAUGUACUUUUGUGUUUUCAUCACAUUCUUAAACAUUAUCUUCUGGUUUUACCUUA